Mycena citricolor is the source of this 2613-nucleotide messenger RNA. The record is from the annotation of a GenBank genome assembly. Lineage: Eukaryota; Fungi; Basidiomycota; Agaricomycetes; Agaricales; Mycenaceae.
AUGGCCAAAUCAUCGCCUAAGAAAGUGUUUCAAUGCCAGUUUUGCCGCCGGAAGUUUGGCAGCAACCGUGGGCUCAAGUCCCAUACCUCCCAGAGUGUGGCCUGCCAUGCCCAGCUCUUGAAGACGCGUGCGGAGAUCACCUUGCAGCGUGAAGAUUCACUUCUACGCGAUGAAUCACCUCCCAUGUCGCAGUUCACAGACAUCCAGCCUCCAGCUGACAAUCCGCCAGCACCACUCCUGCGAGUUCCGAGAGUCGAGGAGAUCGAGGACGAGGGGGACUUGCCGGGGCCGUACUACGAUUAUUUCCCGCUGCCAGCAGGAUGCGUGAUUGAGCAAUGGUCACCUGCGGAGACUGUGUUCGAGAACUUGCGACGCAAGCAGCAGACGAAGAAACUUCCGCCGUGGGCACCGUUCGACAGCAAAGAGGAUUGGGAGUUGGCAAAGUGGAUGGUGACGUCGGGUGUCAGUAGACGGCGUUUAGACGAGCUUCUCAACUUACAGAAGAUAAAGGUUGGUGCAAAGCCCUCAUUCCACAACGCUCGCAAGCUAUAUCAGAAGGUGGACUUGCUACCUAUGGGCCCAGAGUGGAUCUGUGAGGUGGUGGAGAUCGAGGGUGACUUGGAGGACAAGAAGAAGAACAAGAUGAAAGAGGAGGUCGAGUUUUGGCGUCGGAAUCCGCUUGACUGCAUCAGGGAGCUUAUGCAGAAUCCGGGGUUUCGGGAGCACCUGCGUUACGAGCCUACAAAGGUGUACCGAGAUGCACAGGGAAAGGAGCGUGAGAUCAAUGAGAUGUGGACAGGCGAUUGGUGGUGGAAAAUGCAGGAGCUGCUACCCGAGGGCGUUACAAUUAGUCCUGUCAUCCUAGCUUCCGAUAAGACACAGUUGUCUCGAUUUAGUGGGGAUAAGCAAGCAUGGCCAGUCUACCUCACCAUCGGCAACAUCCCGAAAGCCCUUCGUCGAAAACCAUCUGCACAGGCUACGGUUCUGAUCGGAUACAUCCCUGUGACAAAGAUGCACUGCUUCUCGCAGAAGCUUCGCGGUGCUGCCGGCCAACAGUUCUUCCAUAACUGUAUGCGCAUGCUCCUUGAGCCAUUGGUCGAAGCUGGGAAGAAUGGUGUCGAGAUGCUCUGUGCAGAUGGCGAAUGGCGCCUUGUGUAUCCCAUUUUGGCUGCAUACAUUGCAGACUAUCCGGAGCAGUGUCUCAUUGCGUGCUGCAAAGAGACACGCUGUCCGCAAUGUGACGUUGAUGCUGAUGAACGCGGUGAUCCAAUCGCGUCCACACUACGGGAUCCUGACAAGACUGUCAAGCUGAUGAGGAAACAAGCGGACGGACAAGAGCCUGCCGAGUUCGAGACACUCGGGCUCCGUCUUACAGAACCGUUCUGGCACAAUCUACCCCAUUGCGACAUCUUCCAAUGUUUCACACCUGAUAUCCUCCACCAGCUACACAAGGGUGUUUUCAAGGAUCAUACCGUAAGCUGGGCAACUGCUUCUGUUGACCUGGGCAACACCAAGAAGCAGAACGAGCAGGAGGUCGACUCACGUUUUCGGGCAAUGCUGAGUCAUCCAAGUUUACGUCAUUUCAAAUCCGGCAUCUCCCUGGUCUCCCAGUGGACUGGCAACGAGUACAAACACAUGGAGAAGAUCUUUCUUGGGGUGAUUCACGGCGCUGUUGAUGCCAAUGUUAUCUGCGCCGUGCGCGGCGUCCUUGACUUCAUCCACUAUGCUCACUUUGAGAAGCACACUACGUCAUCGCUCCAGGCACUCGAGGAGGCUUGGCUUCUCUUCCAUGCGCACAAGGAUGUCUUCAUCGCAAAGGGUAUCCGAGAACACUUCAAUAUCCCCAAGAUUCAUGCCAUGAAGCACUACGUUGACCAGAUCCGCUCAAAGGGGACAGCUGACGGAUUCAAUACCGAGCUCUCGGAGCGGUUGCACAUCAAUUACGCAAAGAUGGGGUACAACUCAUCAAACAAGAAUGGUUACAUUCAACAGAUGACUCGUUGGCUAUCACGGCGUGAGGCACUUGACCGGUUCACUGCGUACCUCCAAUGGGUGGUGCCGGGAUACGAAGCCGAGGACUUCGGAACAGGUGAUGAUCAGGACCCGGAUGAGGAUGAAGAAGAUGGUGACGUGGCAGAGCAGGAUGAACUCGAGGAUGGCGAGGACCUGCCUGUCUUUCAAGCUCGGACCACUCACUAUGCUGUUGCUAAGACCGCCCCUCGACGCAACGUAACUAUUGACAUGCUCGAGCACGAGUACGGAACAACGGAUUUCAAAUGGUACCUCCAGGAGUUUCUAGAGAAGAACAACAUCCUCCCCCGCGACUUCGACGAUAUCGAAGCCCUAUUUGCCGUCUACAAACGUGUCAUGAUACACAUCCUGCCUGUCGAACAUGUCACUGAUGAGGUUACUCAAGAUCCUGUGCGUGCAACACCGCCAAAACCCGCCAUCGGUACCAAGAAGGCAAUUCCCCUGCACUUUGAUACCGUCCUGGCACAUCAAAAGAAACCUGCCGGUGAUCAUGCAGGUCAAGUUCUGACAGACUUGACACCGGCACGGGUCCGUGCCAUAUUCAGCCUACCGGUUGAAUAUGGCUUCUGCCAAAGCCGUUAG